Messenger RNA from Phymastichus coffea, 4074 nucleotides. RefSeq names its product polycomb group protein Pc-like. The record is from RefSeq and is a predicted model, not a curated record. The transcript is spliced from 5 exons. NCBI's taxonomy places the organism in Eukaryota, Metazoa, Arthropoda, Insecta, Hymenoptera, Eulophidae. The coding region runs from base 2095 to 3387 and encodes 430 amino acids.
CAGAGGACGCCGCACCAGUUGAGUGCUAUCUUGCUCUCGACUGCUUCGUAGUCUCCGUCAAGGCGCUCCCUGGACUGUGCGUCCAGUUGUGGAUUCGUCGAGUGCUGAUCGCUCCAGUGCAGCUGUGGACAUCGCUGAUAACGGUGUGUUUUGCCAGAGCCCGGUUGCUGUCAGCUGUAGUAAUCGCGGGAACUAAACACAGAACCCAAGUCGACUGCUGUGCUGCUGGCUGCUUCGCUAUAUAGCGAACGGGCGACGUUGCCACGUCCGAGUGCACAGUCGAUCGACACGCUUUUCACGUUCACCCUAGCCAAGUGCCAGGUCCGCGAGGCUACGUGUCUUUGUGGCGGUUCGAGCGAGAACGCGCGAGUGUGUGAGCGCGCCAGUGCGCCGGCAGUUGGUGUGCGAAGCGGCGAGAUUACGCGGAUUAGCAUUGAGGCGGAAUCGAGAAGAACAGGGCACCUGAGACUUGGCAACGCUGCGCUAUAUCUCGUGCAUCCAUCUCCGUCGCUCGCUCUGUCUUUCUCGCGCUCGCGCACCAAUAUAUCUGUAUACAGACACGUACACACGGAUCGGAUAGCGAGCGGCGGCGGCGGCGCAGAGAGCGAAAACGGCCGUGCUGUGCGCGCGCUGCUUUCAGCGACGCUACACAGGCGCACACAUACGUGCUUCCUCAACUACCAACACAGUGCUAAGCAAGAAACUCGACGGUGUGCCGAGGACGGCGCUGCUGUACGUACGCAUUAAAAACACGGACUCGCUAGCAGCGCACGGAGCGUGUUUCCUCGAGCUGUGUGCUGUGCUGUGCCGUGCUCCCCUCCACAAUCCCCACCAGACCGAGCCCACGUAUGGGUCGGACGAGUCCAAGGGGAGCGCGAGCGAGGGGCGCUCGCAUCUGAGGCCACGAGUGCGAGCGAGACGGAAAGACUCGCGGAGGGGGUAGAGAGGCGCAGCAGCAGCAGUGUAGCGAGAAUGCGCGCGCGUCUUCAGUCGGCCUCGAACCGGAGAAUGUGACUGAUGUUAACGUGAGUCAAGUGUCACGUUGUGCCAAUCGUGAGAGAAGGGAGAGAGCAGCGGCUUACUGCUCCGAAAUCCAGUCGCAGCAGACGGCGGCAGCGGUCCCUAACCUCAAACGGGCAAAGUGUUGUCGCAGUGUGAAAAAGUGCAUCGCCAGUGAGUUGUCGUUCCGAGACGGAAGGAUCGUGGUGUGCGACAGCGACGGCGAGGACGGCCAUGUUUGGUGUUUACUCAGGGGCACGUCGCGAACGCGCACGGCUCCACUGAGAAACAAGAGUAAAAUUGGUUUGUGAGUGAGUGCUGACGUCACACGCGCAGAGCACACAUAGUGAAAUCGACAACAGCAGCAGCCGGCGUAGCCGGUGAGAGCGCUACUAACUUGCCGGAAAACGUCGACCACGACCUCGUGCUCUCUCUCUCUCUCUCUCUCUCUCUCUCUCUCUCGAUCGCAAGAAGUUGUUUUUCUCGUCGCGUAAAUAGACGACGACACGCGAGUGCUAGUGUGUGCGAGUGCGUGCGUGUGCGCUGCAUUCGACGACAACAAUAACAACAACGACACGUGUGUGACAGCGAGUGCAAGUUGUCAGUUAAGUUUUAAGUUAAGUGUGACAUAGUUGUCGUUUUCCCAUCCCCUCUGCGACGAGGCCUUGGUCCGUGCUGGAAACCAUAGCUGCCGCUCUUCGCGAGGCGGCAGUGAGUUCCGGCACAGUCGCCCAGCCAGCAACGACGAUUUCGCAAAGGCGCCCCGCCGACAAGCACCGAGGGGGAGGAGGUGGUGGUGGUGCUGCUGUUUGCGCAGCAACUGGGUCGCAGCUGCUCGCGUCGUCGUCGUCCUCGAUCUUGGACGACUACGACGUCACGCACCGUUCGUCCGAAAGGAUCAAGGUCAAGAGAGCUUGCGAAGAGUCGGUGCAACUGCUCCAGCAGUCUACCGCCAAUAUCAACAAUAACAACAAUACUACCGCUAACAACAACAACAGCCAGAUUAAUCGUAUCAAGCGAAAGAUCAUAGCCAAGCUGUUCUCGGCCAAUAAGGCACUGAGCAAGGACAGCGGCGACACAGCUGGCAACGGUAUCAUGGACCCGAGCGACCGGAUCUACGCGGCCGAGAGGAUCACGAAGAAGCGCGAGAAGCGAGGCAAGGUCGAGUAUUACGUGAAAUGGAAAGGCUGGAGUAAAAAAUAUAAUACGUGGGAGCCAGAGGAAAAUAUUCUGGAUGCGAGGCUGAUCGAGCUCUACGAGGCGAGUCAAAAGGGCGGCGACUUCCCUAGCAGAAGGCCCAGGCGAAGGGACACCAGAUACAGCGAGCAAGUACUCGCCAACCUAGUAGUAGAGGAAGAGCCUGGUGGGGAUGAACCCGCGGGUGAUGACAGUCAAGAUGAGGGUCAUACCACAAUUGACGAAACUAUAACAGCGUCGAGGCACGCAAAUAGUCGAGCGCCUGCUGACGUAGACGAGGACACUUUGGCAAGCUCGCUCGAUGGCCACGAGAAUGCCAACGACUCGGCGUUCGGUGGCGACUCGGACGACUCCAGCAGUAGUGUCGAUAUACCGUUGCCCAGGCGCGAACCUGCCGGUACCAAACGCAAAGCCGAAGUGCUUAGCAAGGAAUCAGGCAAAAUUGGCGUUACCAUCACCACGAGUAGCCCACCCAACAAGGUUCCACGGCUACUUCCUCUCAAAGGAAAUACCCCGACCUAUCAUAAUCACAAGGUUAACGGCAGACGGCCGUCAUCUUCGAACGUCAAAUCGACUCCCGAGGAGCCGCUUCCCGCAGUUCCGACCACACCGGCUCCAGCUGUCCAGGACAAGAAGCGACCCGAGGCAGACGUGCCUCGCGGACCGCCACCUUCACUUCCUCGUGCGCCACUAUCUCCUCAAAUCGAUACUCCCCUCGAACCUCAAGCGGCAUUCACCAAAAAGAAACACCACGAGCACAAGAGUUCGGAAAAGGACAAGCCGGUUGUAAACGGCCCAGUGAGUGUCGAUGCCAACGGUCACAAAUCCCCCAUUCCUACAGAUGCCUAUACCAAUAAUAACAGGUUAAACGCCCCAACCCUUAAUGGACAUCACAGCCCUACUAACAACAACAACAAUAAUAAUAACAUCAAUAAUAACAUCACCAAUAACAACAAUAACAACAACAAUAUCAGCAAUAAGACGCCAAUGAAAGCUGAUAUCAAAGCGGAUACAGUGUACGUACCGUUGAUGAGUCCCGGCACCGAUUACUGGCGAGCGCGCAACCCCGUGGCCGAUCAGGUCUUCAUCACAGACGUAACUGUCAACCUGAAGACCGUCACCAUCCGCGAGUGCAAGACUGAGAAGGGUUUCUUCCGCGAGCGUGAUCCCAAGACCGACGUCUAUCAGUGAAGUGCUCACGCUGCAGAGCCACGUGUUAAUGUUUCGAUGUCUCAAAGCUUGUAUAUAUAAAUUAUUUUCGCACUAAAGCACUGGCUGAUUGUGUCAGUGACAUAGAAGGAAUGAGUGUGUUAUUGAUUGAUUGACAGCGAGCGAUACAUUUUUGAAGUGAUCCAAACACGCGCACUUUCGUUUUUUUCAAAAAAAAAAUAUAUAUAUAUAAAUAAAAAAGGACAAAAAAAUUAUACGUAAUCUUUUUUGCAUCGUUUCUUUUUGUAUUUUUGUUGCAGCGAUGCUCGGGUUAAGGAUGCACUUAUUCGAGAGAAAAAUUAUUGGGUAUAGCGAAGAUAUAACGUACGAAGUAAGGUAACUUUGAGGUCAUGCAAAAUUUUCAAAUUGAUCGAGACCUCAAAACAAACGUAUAGAACGCUUGGUAGUUAAUAGAUUUGCUGAAAAAUAAAGAUGAAAAAAAAAGAGUACGAUAUACGGUAGAAAAGUAUGGAGGUUGAGCAAUAUUAUUGCAGGUUUAGAAAGAGAGACAGACAGAGAGAGAGAAAGAGAGAGAGAAAGAGAGAGAGUGGACCGGAUAAUAACAGUUAUUAAAGUACAGAAAGUCAGUAGGGGGUGGUUUAGAAGCUUGAAUGGGUAUUUUUAUCGCUUAAUACAAGUUGACGAUAGGUUCUUAUUAUUUGCGCGAGU